Molecule: messenger RNA, 954 nt
Organism: Ictalurus furcatus (blue catfish)
Lineage: Eukaryota; Metazoa; Chordata; Actinopteri; Siluriformes; Ictaluridae
Exons: 4
Coding region: 1-954 (317 amino acids)
Source: RefSeq, a predicted model, not a curated record
AUGGUCCUGAGGCUCCUUUGUGUGUUGUGUUGCAUCGUGCUGCUGCCACGAUGGUUAGAGGCGAAGUCGCUGCUCAACACCAUCAAACCUGAAGUGAAUAUAGAUGCGGCUCAGGCUAACGGUUUUCUUUCACGCACUCGGAGGAACGCCGACCCGCGCUGGCACCGGCAGUAUCCUGACUUCCAGUCCUACUAUCGCUACUACAGCAGCAUCGGCCACACCGAGGGGCUGUAUGAGAUCGACCGGAUCCGAAUGCUGUAUCAGCAGAUGAGACACCUGGAGCAGGUAUAUGGUCCUGAUGCUGCCAACUUCCAGAACAAGCUUGGCGUUCCAAUGCUGGCCAGGUGUGACCCGUCCAAAGACAAACACUGCAAACUGCCCCAUCCUCCCGCUUCUGUAAAAGGUCCUGCUCCUCCUCCUGUCCCUAAGCAAACCCCUGCCCCACCCCCUGCUCUAGUAAAAGGCCCCUCCCCAUUGGUUCCCUCCCAGGCUGAUGUUAUUUACCUGUGUAAUGCCAAAGAUCCUCUCUGUAAGCCUCACAUUGUGUACCUGCCCUCGGGGGCGGUGCCUGUGCUCUGUGACCCCCGAUACCAUCCCAGCUGUAAGCUGGAAGGCCCACCUCCUCCUCCACCUGCCUCGGUCAAAGGCCCCGCCCCUGCCCCACCUCCUGCACCUGUAAUCCAUAAAGGAAUGGAGUAUGAUUGUGACCCCUACUGGGACCCCGACUGUCUGAUUGACAAACCUCCCCGCCCUAUGAAGGGUAAAACUCUGCCCCUUCCACCUGUGCCUGAGCCUGAAGAGGAAGAAGAGGAGGAGGAGGAGACACCAGCGCCACCUGCUCCCAUUGCUAAGAAACCCGCCUACCCAUACUACGGUUCUCCCUAUCAAUAUGAUGUCCACUCAGAGCUGUACAAUUCUGCUCGCUAUUCUUACCCUUCCCCCAACACCAAAUAA